UCCCGCGGAGUCCCGGAGCGUCACUGCGCGGGCGGGCUGACCGACCAGCCGGCAGUUGGCACCGGGGGCGCUGGCGCGUCAGUGGCCCCGCUCUCCAGCCGGCAGCCUCGCGCGCCCGGAGCCAGCGAUCCAGGCGGCGGCGCCACGCAGGGGACCCGGAGCCGGCGGGAGGGAAGCAGCUAGGCGGGGAGGCGGCUGAGGCGGCAGCCAGCCGGUGCUCCGACAGCCCGGGGCGCACCCUAGCCUCGCCGCCCUCAGCCUGGGACUUGGGGCUCGGGCGCUUGCCCAGCCCGCGUCCCAGCGCGGCCACAUGGCUCCACUCCGUGCGCUGCUGUCCUGCCUGCUGCCUUUGCACUGUGCGCUCUGCGCCGCCGCGGGCAGCCGGACCCCAGAGCUGCACCUCUCUGGAAAGCUCAGUGACUAUGGUGUGACAGUGCCCUGCAGCACAGACUUUCGGGGACGCUUCCUCUCCCACGUGGUGUCUGGCCCAGCAGCAGCCUCUGCAGGGAGCAUGGUAGUGGACAUGCCACCCACACUACCACGACACUCCAGUCACCUCCGGGUGGCUCGCAGCCCUCUGCACCCAGGAGGGACCCUGUGGCCUGGCAGGGUGGGGCGCCACUCCCUCUACUUCAAUGUCACUGUUUUCGGGAAGGAACUGCACUUGCGCCUGCGGCCCAAUCGGAGGUUGGUAGUGCCAGGAUCCUCAGUGGAGUGGCAGGAGGAUUUUCGGGAGCUGUUCCGGCAGCCCUUACGGCAGGAGUGUGUGUACACUGGAGGUGUCACUGGAAUGCCUGGGGCAGCCGUUGCCAUCAGCAACUGUGACGGAUUGGCGGGCCUCAUCCGCACAGACAGCACCGACUUCUUCAUUGAGCCUCUGGAGCGGGGCCAGCAGGAGAAGGAGGCCAGCGGGAGGACACAUGUGGUGUACCGCCGGGAGGCCGUCCAGCAGGAGUGGGCAGAACCUCACGGGGACCUGCACAAUGAAGCCUUUGGCCUGGGAGACCUUCCCAACCUGCUGGGCCUGGUGGGGGACCAGCUGGGCGACACAGAGCGGAAGCGGCGGCAUGCCAAGCCAGGCAGAUACAGCAUCGAGGUGCUGCUGGUGGUGGACGACUCGGUGGUUCGCUUCCAUGGCAAGGAGCAUGUGCAGAACUACGUCCUCACCCUCAUGAAUAUCGUAGAUGAGAUUUACCACGAUGAGUCCCUGGGGGUUCAUAUAAAUAUUGCCCUCGUCCGCUUGAUCAUGGUUGGCUACCGACAGUCCCUGAGCCUGAUCGAGCGCGGGAACCCCUCACGCAGCCUGGAGCAGGUGUGUCGCUGGGCACACUCCCAGCAGCGCCAGGACCCCAGCCACGCUGAGCACCAUGACCACGUUGUGUUCCUCACCCGGCAGGACUUUGGGCCCUCAGGGUAUGCACCCGUCACUGGCAUGUGUCACCCCCUGAGGAGCUGUGCCCUCAACCAUGAGGAUGGCUUCUCCUCAGCCUUCGUGAUAGCUCAUGAGACCGGCCACGUGCUCGGCAUGGAGCAUGACGGUCAGGGGAAUGGCUGUGCAGAUGAGACCAGUCUGGGCAGCGUCAUGGCGCCCCUGGUGCAGGCUGCCUUCCACCGCUUCCAUUGGUCCCGCUGCAGCAAGCUGGAGCUCAGCCGCUACCUCCCCUCCUACGACUGCCUCCUCGAUGACCCCUUUGAUCCUGCCUGGCCCCAGCCCCCAGAGCUGCCUGGGAUCAACUACUCAAUGGAUGAGCAGUGCCGCUUUGACUUUGGCAGUGGAUACCAGACCUGCUUGGCAUUCAGGACCUUUGAGCCCUGCAAGCAGCUGUGGUGCAGCCACCCUGACAACCCAUACUUCUGCAAGACCAAGAAGGGGCCCCCGCUGGAUGGGACUGAGUGUGCACCCGGCAAGUGGUGCUUCAAAGGUCACUGCAUCUGGAAGUCGCCGGAGCAGACAUAUGGCCAGGAUGGAGGCUGGAGCUCCUGGACCAAGUUUGGGUCAUGUUCGCGGUCGUGUGGGGGCGGGGUGCGAUCCCGCAGCCGGAGCUGCAACAACCCCUCCCCAGCCUAUGGAGGCCGCCCGUGCUUAGGGCCCAUGUUCGAGUACCAGGUCUGCAACAGCGAGGAGUGCCCUGGGACCUACGAGGACUUCCGGGCCCAGCAGUGUGCCAAGCGCAACUCCUACUAUGUGCACCAGAAUGCCAAGCACAGCUGGGUGCCCUACGAGCCUGACGAUGACGCCCAGAAGUGUGAGCUGAUCUGCCAGUCGGCGGACACGGGGGACGUGGUGUUCAUGAACCAGGUGGUUCACGAUGGGACACGCUGCAGCUACCGGGACCCAUACAGCGUCUGUGCGCGUGGCGAGUGUGUGCCUGUCGGCUGUGACAAGGAGGUGGGGUCCAUGAAGGCGGAUGACAAGUGUGGAGUCUGCGGGGGUGACAACUCCCACUGCAGGACUGUGAAGGGGACGCUGGGCAAGGCCUCCAAGCAGGCAGGAGCUCUCAAGCUGGUGCAGAUCCCAGCAGGUGCCAGGCACAUCCAGAUUGAGGCACUGGAGAAGUCCCCCCACCGCAUUGUGGUGAAGAACCAGGUCACCGGCAGCUUCAUCCUCAACCCCAAGGGCAAGGAAGCCACAAGCCGGACCUUCACCGCCAUGGGCCUGGAGUGGGAGGAUGCGGUGGAGGAUGCCAAGGAAAGCCUCAAGACCAGCGGGCCCCUGCCUGAAGCCAUUGCCAUCCUGGCUCUCCCCCCAACUGAGGGUGGCCCCCGCAGCAGCCUGGCCUACAAGUACGUCAUCCAUGAGGACCUGCUGCCCCUCAUCGGGAGCAACAAUGUGCUCCUGGAGGAGAUGGACACCUAUGAGUGGGCGCUCAAGAGCUGGGCCCCCUGCAGCAAGGCCUGUGGAGGAGGGAUCCAGUUCACCAAAUACGGCUGCCGGCGCAGACGAGACCACCACAUGGUGCAGCGGCACCUGUGUGACCACAAGAAGAGGCCCAAGCCCAUCCGCCGGCGCUGCAACCAGCACCCGUGCUCUCAGCCUGUGUGGGUGACGGAGGAGUGGGGUGCCUGCAGCCGGAGCUGUGGGAAGCUGGGGGUGCAGACACGGGGGAUACAGUGCCUGCUGCCCCUCUCCAAUGGAACCCACAAGGCCAUGCCGGCCAAAGCCUGCGCCAGGGACCGGCCUGAGGCCCGACGGCCGUGUCUCCGAGUGCCCUGCCCAGCCCAGUGGAGGCUGGGAGCCUGGUCCCAGUGCUCUGCCACCUGUGGAGAGGGCAUCCAGCAGCGGCAGGUGGUGUGCAGAACCAACGCCAACAGCCUCGGGCAUUGCGAGGGGGAUAGGCCAGACACUGUCCAGGUCUGCAGCCUGCCCGCCUGUGGAGGAAAUCGCCAGAACUCCACGGUGAGGGCCGAUGUCUGGGAACUUGGGACGCCAGAGGGGCAGUGGGUGCCACAAUCUGGACCCCUACAUCCCAUUAACAAGAUAUCAUCAACGGAGCCCUGCAUGGGAGACAGGUCUGUCUUUUGCCAGAUGGAAGUGCUCGAUCGCUACUGCUCCAUUCCUGGCUACCACCGGCUCUGCUGUGUGUCCUGCAUCAAGAAGGCCUCGGGCCCCAACCCUGGCCCAGACCCUGGCCCAACCUCACUGCCCCCCUUCUCCACUACUGGAAGCCCCUUACCAGGACCCCAGGACCCUGCAGAUGCUGCGGAGCCUCCUGGAAAGCCAACGGGAUCAGAGGACCAUCAGCAUGGCCGAGCCACACAGCUCCCAGGAGCUCUGGAUACAAGCUCCCCAGGGACCCAGCAUCCCUUUGCCCCUGAGACACGGAUCCCUGGAGCAUCCUGGAGCAUCUCCCCUACCACCCCCGGGGGGCUGCCUUGGGGCUGGACUCAGACACCUAUGCCAGUCCCUGAGGACAAAGGGCAACCUGGAGAAGACCUGAGGCAUCCUGGCACCAGCCUCCCUGCUGCCUCCCCGGUGACAUGAGCUGUGCCCUGCCAUCCCACCGGCACGUUUACACUCUGUGUACUGCCCCGUGACUCCCAGCUCAGAGGACACACAUAGCAGGGCAGGUGCAAGCACAGACUUCAUUUUAAAUCAUUCGCCUUCUUCUCGUUUGGGGCUGUGAUGCUCUUUACCCCACAAAGCGGGGUGGGAGGAAGACAAAGAUCAGGGAAAGCCCUAAUCGGAGAUACCUCAGCAAGCUGCCCCCGGUGGGACUGACCCUCUCAGGGCCCCUAUUGGUCUCCCCUGCCAAGACCAGGGUCAACUAUUGCUCCCUCCUCACAGACCCUGGGCCCGGGCAGGUCUGAAUCCCGGCUGGUCUGUAGCUGGAAGCUGUCAGGGCUGCCUGCCUUCCCGGAACUGUGAGGACCCCUGUGGAGGCCCUGCAUAUUUGGCCCCUCUCCCCAGAAAGGCAAAGCAGAGCCAGGGUAGGUGGGGGACUGUUCACAGCCAGGCCGAGAGGAGGGGGGCCUGGGAAUGUGGCAUGAGGCUUCCCAGCUGCAGGGCUGGAGCAGGUGGGACACAAGGUGAUCGCAGGCCCAGCUCCUGGAAGCCAAGAGCUCCAUGCAGUUCCACCAGCUGAGGCCAGGCAGCAGAGGCCAGUUUGUCUUUGCUGGCCAGAAGAUGGUGCUCAUGGCCAUACUCUGGCCUUGCAGAUGUCACUAGUGUUACUUCUAGUGACUCCAGAUUACAGACUGGCCCCCCAAUCUCACCCCAGCCCACCAGAGAAGGGGGCUCAGGACACCCUGGACCCCAAGUCCUCAGCAUCCAGGGAUUUCCAAACUGGUGCUCACCCCCUGGCUCCACCAGGAUGGCAACUUCAAUUAUCACUCUCAGCCUGGAAGGGGAGUCUGUGGGACACAGAGGGAACACGAUUUCUCAGGCUGUCCCUUCAAUCAUUGCCCUUCUCCAAAGAUCGCUCCUGCUGGAGUCGGACAUCUUCAUCUUCUACCUGGCUCAAGCUGGGCCAGAGUGUGUGGUUCUCCUAGGCGUGGUCGGACCCCAGGACUGAGGACCAGAGUCCACUCAUAGCCUGGCCCUGGAGAUGACAAGGGCCACCCAGGCCAAGUGCCCCAGGGCAGGGUGCCAGCCCCUGGCCUGGUGCUGGAGUGGGGAAGACACACUCACCCACGGUGCUGUAAGGGCCUGAGCUGGGUUCAGCUGCCGGCCAUGCUACCUCCAAGGGACAGGUAACAGCCUUAGAUCCUCUGGCUCUCAGGAAGUGGCAGGGGGUCCCAGGACACCUCCGGGGUCUUGGAGGAUGUCUCCUAAACUCCUGCAAGGUAAUAGAGGUGCUUCUCACUUCUUCCUUCCCCAAGGCAAGGGGGCUUUUCUGAGCCAGCCUGGAGGAACAUGAGUAGUGGGCCCCUGGCCUGCAACCCCUUUGGAGAGUGGAGGUCCUGGGGGGCUCCCCGUCCUCCCCCUGUUGCCCUCCCCUCCCUGGGAUGCUGGGGCACACAUGGAGUCAUUCCUGUGAGAACCAGCCUGGCCUGUGUUAAACUCUUGUGCCUUGGAAAUCCAGAUCUUUAAAAUUUUAUGUAUUUAUUAACAUCGCCGUUGGACCCCAAAAA
Gorilla gorilla gorilla (western lowland gorilla) is the source of this 5571-nucleotide messenger RNA. It is a transcript of the gene ADAMTS14, whose product is annotated as ADAM metallopeptidase with thrombospondin type 1 motif 14. Gene Ontology annotation, biological process: extracellular matrix organization; proteolysis. Gene Ontology annotation, molecular function: metalloendopeptidase activity. The record is from RefSeq and is a predicted model, not a curated record. The transcript is spliced from 22 exons. Bases 311 to 3982 code for a protein of 1223 amino acids. NCBI's taxonomy places the organism in Eukaryota, Metazoa, Chordata, Mammalia, Primates, Hominidae. Gene Ontology annotation, cellular component: extracellular matrix.